This is a messenger RNA of Aspergillus alliaceus, 1692 nucleotides long. Its product is annotated as general substrate transporter. Gene Ontology annotation, molecular function: carbohydrate:proton symporter activity. The transcript is spliced from 3 exons. Gene Ontology annotation, biological process: carbohydrate transport; transmembrane transport. Gene Ontology annotation, cellular component: membrane. NCBI's taxonomy places the organism in Eukaryota, Fungi, Ascomycota, Eurotiomycetes, Eurotiales, Aspergillaceae. Bases 1 to 1533 code for a protein of 510 amino acids. The record is from RefSeq and is a predicted model, not a curated record.
AUGGCAGAAGGGAAUAGAGGCGAAGCACUUCGCUUCGCUCAGAUCUUCUUGGUCGUUUGUCCGUCGUUCAUCCUCUUUGGAUACAAUCAGUCCGGCGUUGGAGGCCUGACCGACUUCCCGUCGUGGGUCAAGCAGUUCCCUGAGAUUGACACGGUGAACACCACAGGCGUCCAAAAGUCUCACAAUGCCACAGUGCAAGGUGCCGUGGUGGCUUCUUACACUAUCGGUGCUCUCUUUGGGUCCCUGAUCUGUACCUGGAUUGGUGACAUCCUCGGUCGUCGUCGGUCCAUCUUUGUUGGGGCAUGCAUUGCAUUAAUCGGCCAAGCCUUAGAAUGCUCAGCAUAUUCUCUUGCCCAGUUUACGGUCGGUCGGGUGAUCCUUGGGUGGGGUGUGGGCAUGCUGAGCGCUACAGUGCCGGUUUGGCAGUCUGAGUGCUCGCCGGCCGAUAAGAGAGGCCGCAAUGUGGUACUGACAGGCAUGUUCAUCGCGUUCGGAUUCGCCAUGACUCAGUGGAUCAACUUCGGUUUCUAUCAUAUGCAGGACCAGUCCGCUUCAUGGCGGGGAUCGCUGGCAAUCCCUGCACUCUUCUCUUUAACUAUCAUGAGCAGCAUCUUUUUCCUUCCAGAAUCCCCUCGUUGGCUUGUUCUCAAGAACCGAUCGGAUGUGGCACAGCAGACACUUGCCAAUCUUAGGCAGAUGGAUGUGGUGUCACUCGAGAUCGUGCACGAAUUGCGUGGAAUCGAGAUCUCCUUGGAGGAAUCAUCCACAAGCGGCACACUCGGCCUCAAAGACAUUUUUACGAUGGGCGAGGAAAAGCUCUUCUACCGGUUCCUUCUCUGUGUUGUCUUGCAAUUCUUUCAGCAAAUGAGCGGUGGUACCCUCAUUUCGGUCUAUAUUCCUAUCAUUUUUGAGAAUAACCUGCAGUUGGGCGCCAGUUUAGCCAAAAUUCUUGCCGCAUGUGCCUUGACAUGGAAAUUCCUCUCUUGCUUCGUCGGCUUUUAUGUUGUGGACCGACUGGGACGCCGCGCGGCGUUCAUGAUCAGUGGCGGCGGCAUGUCUAUGUGUAUGCUGGCACUGACGGUCUCCAACUCAUUUACAAACAACCAUACCGCGUCUAUUAUCUCGGCCCUCUUUAUCUUCGUGUAUAAUUUCUUCCUUCCCGUUGGGUUUCUGGGGGCGAACUUCCUCUACCCUGCUGAGGUUGCUCCAGUCCGCCUGCGAGUCGCCAUGCAAUCCAUUUCAAUAGCGAACCAGUGGCUAUGGAUGUUCGUCGUGGCAAUGAUCACUCCCACCGCGAUCGCCGACAUCGGCUACCGUUACUACAUUGUAUUUACCGUUAUCGGUGGUCUCAUCCCUCCUUCAGUCUACCUAUUCUACCCGGAGACGAUGAACCGAUCUCUGGAAGAGGUCAACCAGAUCUUCCAUGAUGCCCCGUCCAUCAUGUCUGCUGUGAAAAUGUCCAAAGCACGACCUAUCCGCUCCGAUAUUAUUGAAGAGGUGAAAGCAAAGGGAGUGGCCGAAGAGAUUGAAUGAAGAUACGCCUAAAUAUUUUGACUAACGAGUGACUGACAUUUUCCUGCAUUGGAAACGAAGCGAAAGACCUAUGUAUCUAGCGAUAGACAGUGACACGGAAGGUAGCUUGAUAUACAUACGCUAUACUAUUUAUUUGUUUUAUCACUUUAACGUUUCCUU